Sporothrix schenckii 1099-18 is the source of this 1662-nucleotide messenger RNA. RefSeq names its product 4-coumarate-CoA ligase. The transcript is spliced from 3 exons. Gene Ontology annotation, biological process: secondary metabolic process. The record is from RefSeq and is a predicted model, not a curated record. Gene Ontology annotation, molecular function: CoA-ligase activity. Bases 1 to 1662 code for a protein of 553 amino acids. Lineage: Eukaryota; Fungi; Ascomycota; Sordariomycetes; Ophiostomatales; Ophiostomataceae.
AUGAGGGCUUGGCGCACGAUGCAGCUGCGGCUCAAUGUCGACGACACGCCGGACGACACCGUCAUCCUCCAAGAACAUGAGCGGCCCGGCAAGCUGUUUACGUAUGGCUCGGCGCCGCGGCUGGCUGGCUUGGGCGCAGACGGAUUGCGAGAGGUGAUCGGCCUGAAACGCGGCGACACCAUACUCGUUGUCGGCACCAACACGCUGGACUACCUGCACAUUGAAUAUGCUGCUCUUUGGAGCGGCGUGGUGGCUGCCCUCGGAAACGCAUCGGCGACGACCAGCGACCUGGUGCACCUCAUCGACACGGCCCAGCCGGCAGCCAUCUUUUGCGACCCGGGCCCGUUGAUGGAGAACAUGGCUGCAGCCCUUGCGCAGUCGACCCAGCCACGUACACAAAUUAUCGGCAUCGGCACACGCGGCACGGCCAAACUGGCAUUUCCAGCCGAUUGCAUCAAGGACACAGAUGCCGACCCAGUGCAGGCGCCCCUCGACCUGUCAUCCAUCGACAACCACACGGAGCCUGCUCUCAUCUGCUUCAGUUCCGGCACGACGAGCGGCCGCCCAAAAGCCGCCGUCCUCAGCCACCACAACGUGCUCGCCUACCCGCUGUUGUACCGCGCCAGUGAACCCACGACGGCCAACCACAGCCAGCGCGACGUAUUCUACGCACCUCUCGCGCACAUCUACGGCGUGUUCGUGGCGACGACGAUGCCCGUCUUCACAGGCGGCUAUGUGCGCCUGAUGCGGUCGUACAGCCUACCGGCCUAUCUCGCCGCGUGUGCCGACGCCCGGGCCACGACGCUGCGCAUGGUGCCGCCGACGCUCGUGGCCAUGGUGAAGCUGCUGCAGCAGCAGCAGGCGGGGGGCCACAAGGACGCGUUGGAUCUCUCCAGCGUCACCUCCAUCGUCUGUGCCGGUGCGAUGCUGGCGCCGGAGAUGAUUGGUGCCGUCCACUCCCUCCUGGGAGAGAGCGUCGCCAUCGUCCAGGCGUAUGGCAUGACCGAGGGCCUGGCCACGAUUGUCAACCGCUUUGCCGCGGCGCGCAAGCAGGGCAGCGUCGGCCGGCCAGUGUCGGGCGGACAGCUGCGGAUUGUCGAUGAUCACCUGCAGGACGUGCAGCCGGGCGACACAGGCGAGAUUGUCAUUUCGUCGCCGACCGUCUUCAUGGGCUACAAGAACGACAAGGCAGGCACGGCAGACGCGUUCCCAUACUCUCCGUCUGGUGGCAACGCAGACAACACCGCUUUCCUGCGCACAGGCGAUGUCGGCCACAUGGACGACGGCGGCUUCCUCUGGCUGACCGACCGCAAAAAGGACAUGAUCAAGUACAAGGGCCACCAGGUGUCGCCCGCCGAACUCGAGAACCUGCUGCAUGCCCACCCGCUCGUGCAGGAAGCUGGUGUCUGCGCCGCCUGGGACGCCGUGCAGCAGACCGAGGUGCCCGUGGGCUAUGUCAACCUGGUGUCGUCCGUCGCAGACGGGCGUCGUGCCAGCGUGCUCGACGACGUCCGUGCCUCUGUCGACGGCCAAGUCGCCCACCACAAGAAGCUGCGCGGUGGUCUGUUCUUUUUGGCGACGAUGCCACGCAACGCCACGGGCAAGCUACUGCGGCGGAAUCUGCCGGCGCGGCUGGAAGCGGCACGGACAUCGAAACUUUAA